Eimeria mitis is the source of this 855-nucleotide messenger RNA. RefSeq lists its product as uncharacterized. The record is from RefSeq and is a predicted model, not a curated record. The transcript is spliced from 4 exons. Bases 1 to 855 code for a protein of 284 amino acids. NCBI's taxonomy places the organism in Eukaryota, Apicomplexa, Conoidasida, Eucoccidiorida, Eimeriidae.
AUGGAGCACCAUCCUUGUUCUGGGAAGGGCGACGAUAUUCAGCCUCUAGCCAUUCCAAAGGAGACCGCGUCUCAACUGUGCAAACGCAUAGAGAACAACCAGGAUACUGAGGGGAAGUGCGAGCUGGUGGGAUACGGCAGAAUUGUUUCUGGAGACGAUGAGCCAUUUUAUGGGCCAUUCCGCCUUAAGGACGGCCUUUUCUUUUCCUUGUGUUCGGUCGUUGUUGACAAAGAAUUCUUAAAAGCAAACAAAGUCUCUCACAUUAUAGCUAUCGACGAAGACCCUCAACAACGCUUUGAAGAGUCCCAAGCGAGUUUGACGUCGGAAGAGCAGUCGCAAAUGGCCAUACCGCGCAGCCUCACGCUUCACUGGCAUCGGAGAGAAGAGCCAGAUGAUCCUGUGAUCCUUAAGGAGAAGAUGAAUGACCUAGCAAGAGUCGUUGCGUUCAUUGACGAAGCAGUAGAGCAGGGAGGCAGCUGCUUGCUUCACUCCUCCAAUGACCUUACCACAGCAGCUGCAGCUGCAACGGUAUAUUUCGUUGUAAAAAGACCGCCGUUCCACUUACGGCCAGUUGCACUGGCUCUGCUGAAAUCGGCAGACUUGCAGCGUUUUGUGUUGCAGUCGCUAGCUGGAAGGGAUUUGGCCGGGCAUAACGCCGAUAUCGCAGACUAUCGCAGCCAAGAAUUGGCCGCCAACUCGGGAAAGCAUUGGACACUGCCAAAAAUCAUGAAUGUGACGGUUUUUGCAGCAACCCCAGCAACGGAGGCAGAGUGUCUACUCCUUCACAACACUAUUGCUAACGGCAGCCUGCCGAUCACGGGACCGCCGACGACCCAUACAGGUGCUUUGCAGUGA